CUCCGCCUUCUGCUCCCGGCUGAAGCGCUCCGAGGGAAGCUGCAGCGGCAACUGGGGCAGCAAUAGCAAUCCAGGGGGGGUAGUUUCAGCAGCAGCUGCUGAGGCCAGAGCAAUGGCUGAGCUAGAGCACCUGGGCGGGAAGCGGGCAGAGUCUGCGCGAAUGCGGCGGGCUGAGCAGCUUCGGCGCUGGCGGGGCUCGCUGACAGAGCAGGAACCCGCGGAGCGACGAGGCGCGGGGCGGCAGCCGCAGACUCGUCGCGGGAGCCCUAGGGUCCGCUUCGAGGACGGUGCUGUUUUCCUGGCCGCUUGCUCUAGCGGGGACACCGACGAGGUGAAAAAGCUUCUGGCCAGAGGUGCCGACAUCAACACGGUCAACGUGGACGGCUUGACAGCCCUGCACCAGGCCUGUAUUGAUGAAAAUUUGGACAUGGUGAAGUUUCUGGUGGAGAACAGAGCCAAUGUAAACCAGCAGGACAACGAGGGCUGGACACCCCUUCAUGCAGCAGCUUCCUGUGGUUAUCUCAACAUAGCAGAGUAUUUCAUUAACCAUGGAGCCAGUGUGGGUAUUGUGAAUAGUGAAGGUGAAGUCCCCUCUGACCUUGCAGAAGAGCCUGCCAUGAAGGAUCUUCUUCUGGAGCAAGUGAAGAAGCAAGGAGUUGAUCUAGAGCAGUCACGAAAAGAAGAGGAACAACAGAUGUUACAGGAUGCCCGCCAGUGGCUCAACAGCGGGAAACUAGAGGAUGUAAGGCAGCCUCGCUCAGGGGCCACAGCCCUCCAUGUGGCUGCUGCCAAGGGCUACUCUGAGGUCCUCAGACUUUUAAUCCAGGCUGGCUAUGAACUCAAUGUUCAGGAUUACGAUGGUUGGACUCCCCUCCAUGCUGCUGCACACUGGGGAGUGAAGGAGGCUUGCUCCAUCCUGGCAGAAGCACUCUGUGACAUGGAUAUCAGGAACAAACUGGGCCAGACACCAUUUGAUGUGGCUGAUGAGGGUCUUGUGGAGCACUUGGAGAUGCUCCAGAAGAAGCAGAAUGUGCUUCGAAGUGAAAAAGAGACACGGAAUAAGCUCAUUGAGUCAGACCUGAACAGCAAGUUGCAGAGUGGACUUUUUAAGAACAAAGAGAAGAUGCUUUAUGAAGAAGAGGUAUCCAAGUCCCAAGAAAUGGAGGAAGAAAGCAAAGAGUCUAGCAGCUCCAGCUCAGAGGAGGAGGAAGGUGAAGAUGAAGCUUCUGAGUCAGAAACUGAGAAGGAAGCAGAUAAAAAGCUAGAAGCCAUUGUCAACCAUUCCAACUCUGAAAGCAAGAGUAUUAUCACGGAACAGAUACCACCACCGGCUCAGAAUACCUUCUCUGCCUCUUCAGCUAGGAGAUUCUCCUCCAGCCUUUUUAAUAAGCCAGAAGAACCCAAAGAUGAAUCUCCUUCUUCGUGGAGACUGGGACUCAGAAAAACUGGCAGCCACAACAUGCUGAGUGAGGUGGCCAAUUCUAGGGAAGCUCUAAGGGACCGAGGCUCUUCCAUCUACCGGUCAUCAUCAAGCCCUCGGAUUUCUGCUCUGCUGGACAACAAAGAUAAGGAGAGAGAAAACAAAAGCUAUUUUAGUUCACUAGCACCCCGGAGGCUCAGCAGCACAAGUGACAUUGAAGAAAAGGAGAACAGAGAAUCAGCUGUUAAUCUAGUGAGGAGUGGUUCAUAUACACGGCAGCUGUGGAGGGAUGAAGCAAAGGGAAGUGAAACUCCACAGACAGUUGCUCCUUCUACCUAUGUAUCGACCUACUUGAAAAGUGCUUCCUUUGGUAGAAGUAGUGACCCCACAAGUCCCUACAUUUCAGCCAAUCGCAAUUCAUCUGCUACCUCACCCAUUACCAUUGGUUCAUCUACCUCUCGGGGCAACAAGUGGCAACCUGCCUCUUCUUGCCCUGCACCAAUCAGUGCAAACACUACUGCAUCUGUACACCAUGGCAGGACUCCUUACAAAUCCCAGGCUGACUCAACUGCAGAGAAAACAGCAGACAAUGUCUCUUCUAGCACCCCGCUCUGUGUGAUCACUAAUCGCCCUCCACCUAACACUGCCAAUGGGGUUACAACUGCCACUCUGCUCUCCACUCCUGGAACAGACUCCUCUGUGGAAGCCAGGGACAGGAGGAGGUCAUAUCUGACUCCGGUGCGGGAUGAGGAAGCAGAGUCUUUACGGAAAGCACGCUCCAGACAAGCUCGGCAGACUCGAAGGUCUACUCAAGGCGUGACACUAACAGACCUUCAGGAAGCAGAAAGGACUUUCAGCCGGUCGAGAGCAGAACGGCAAGCUCAGGAGCAGCCUAGCCAGAAGUCCACAGGCACUGAAGGGCUUGAAGGAAGCUCGGAGAAGCAUGAGCCCUCAGCGGUCCCAGCAAAGGAAGCUGGCGAGGGCCGUCAACCCUGGGGUGGGAGUCUGGAUGAAGAACCUGUCUAUCGUCGCCUGAGGUAUCCAGUUCAGCCAGACAAACCCACAACACCAGUGUCUCCUUCUGCAUCAAGAUCCUCUCUCUAUACCAGUUCCCAUCUGCUGCAGACAAGCAGAUCUUCAGUCCCUGACUCUGAGAGUCCGGAGACCACCACAAACGCUGCAGUUGCAAAGGAAAUGGACAAAAAUGAGAGUGAAGAAGCAGAUGUGGAUGAUCAGUCCUCUACUAGACUGUCCAUCCGUGAGAGGAGGCGGCCCAAGGAACGACGACGAGGCACGGGCAUCAAUUUCUGGACAAAGGAUGAAGAUGAAACUGACGUCUCUGAAGAGGUAAAAGCAGCACUGCAUGAAAGACUUUCUAGGUUGGAAUCAGGAGGUAGUAAUCCUACAAGCAGCGAUUCUUACGGUGACCGGGCCUCAGCAAGAGCCCGCCGUGAGGCCCGGGAGGCCCGCCUUGCCACCCUGACCAGCCGCGUGGAGGAGGACAGCAACAGGGAUUAUAAAAAACUCUAUGAGAGUGCCCUGUCCGAAAACCAAAAAUUGAAAACAAAACUUCAGGAGGCCCAGCUAGAGCUAGCAGAUAUAAAGUCCAAGCUUGAGAAGAUGGCCCAGCAGAAACAAGAGAAGACCUCUGACCGAUCAUCAAUGCUGGAGAUGGAGAAACGGGAGAGGCGAGCCUUGGAGCGGAAAAUGUCAGAGAUGGAGGAGGAGAUGAAGGUGUUAACAGAACUGAAAUCCGACAACCAGAGGCUGAAAGAUGAAAAUGGUGCCCUCAUCAGAGUCAUCAGCAAACUAUCCAAAUAGACUUAGGCUCCCGAUUUAGGAGGGAAAGGGCAGGAUUUGCUGCCCCACCCCUCUUCUGCAGCCAUUGCCUUCCAACCAAAAGAAGUGAAUAUUUUGGUGGAAGGACAACGUCUUUCUGACCCUCCUCCAGUCACCUCCUCUGCACUGUACAUUUCCUCUGCACUCUCAGUGCCCUGUUCCUCCCAUGCCCCCCCACCCCCUGAGUUUUAUGACAGUUUUAAUUGAAG
Molecule: messenger RNA, 3468 nt
Organism: Callorhinus ursinus (northern fur seal)
Lineage: Eukaryota; Metazoa; Chordata; Mammalia; Carnivora; Otariidae
Source: RefSeq, a predicted model, not a curated record